This is a messenger RNA of Sclerotinia trifoliorum, 1338 nucleotides long. The record is from the annotation of a GenBank genome assembly. NCBI's taxonomy places the organism in Eukaryota, Fungi, Ascomycota, Leotiomycetes, Helotiales, Sclerotiniaceae.
CGCUCACUCACAUCAGGGAGACUUCUUCAAGUGGGAGACUUCCAUGCGCCUUGGUGCAAGUCUUUUUAUUGGCGCACUCAAACGAAGGGUUUCGAAUUUGCUCCCGAUUUGUGGUGUGAAAAUCAUCGCCGAUUACAUGCGGCCUUGGCUUGGUACCUUGCCUUGCCGUCGCCUCGGACCCCGCAGAUUCACCUUGAUACGAUACCACCACACCACGUCUCUUUACAUUUGCCGUGCCUCCUCAGCACCUCCUGUAUUGACCUACCAGUAACAUAAAUAUUACCUUCUUGCUCAAACCCAAUCUUACACUCUUUUGCCUAAAGUCUUCUUCACGUAAAAUUGCAGUCUCAUCCGCGCAACCAUAGACCGAGUAGCCAUCCCCCGCAUUAAUUCUACCUCCUUAAGCAUCAGUAAGCUUCUCGAAUGCGCUCAUCACUCCACCCACUUGCCAAGUCAAUAGCGCUUACAUGACCACAGCAUCAUAUCAUCAAUCAAUACUAUCCCAGCACGAACAGGCGAAAGAUGUCAGACUUUGCCAACCUCCUCCAAGACCUUGUGCGAGUCUCCGAUAACCAGGAAGUACGUCACGAGACUUGGGGUUUUACAAUCUACCGCACUGCCUAUACCGGUUCGCAAGACGAUCAAAGAUGGGAUAUGCUCAUCGAUGCUAUUACAUCCUCGGUCUAUAAUGCGAUUAUGACGAGUCCGGAGGGCAUUUCUGGCUCAAACAAUGAGGAGGCGCAAUUACUGUGGUCUCUAUUCAACGUCGACCUAAAAGUCAAUUCAACGCUGAAGGACCUUGAUAUGGAUGACUUGCGCAAGACCCACCAAGAAGGAGGUUCUCAGAACGGAAGAGGAUGCUUCCUACUGGUUGAUCAAGAGGUUUUAACAGAUGUUGAUGGGAAAGGCGAUUAUUGGAUAAAGUGUGUACAAGCAGACUACAAAGCCAGUGAUUAUGUUCCCAGGAACUCACGAGUCACACAACGGUAUUUUGGCUGGUUGAAGGUAAAGAUAGAGAAAACUUUUGAGUUGUGGGAGAAAUUGGUAAUGUUUGGGGAGUUGGAAAGGAUUGCGCCACCUACGAUUGGUGGAGUGCAGGUGAUUUGGGACGGAGAUUCUUCGAUGUGAUUUGGCGUCUGAGGAUCGCAAAUGUAUCACUUCAUCGCGGCGCGUAUUUAUUUGGGGUUUAAUCAGAUAUCAGGAGUAAAAGUCAUUGUGAUCCAAGAGCUAUCCACUGAAAGAAUUUCACCAGAGGUUGAGAAAAUCCUGCUUGCUGAAGAUGUCUUGAAUCAUAUGCGAAUGUUAAAGUACAGUAGAAAUCGGGAGUCAAAGACGUCU